Fraxinus pennsylvanica is the source of this 891-nucleotide messenger RNA. The record is from the annotation of a GenBank genome assembly. NCBI's taxonomy places the organism in Eukaryota, Viridiplantae, Streptophyta, Magnoliopsida, Lamiales, Oleaceae.
AUGACACUGGAGGAAUUAGUUGACGCCCUCCCCAUCAACAAAGAAAAAUCUCUAGGUGUAUCCCGCCUAAUGCAAAUUUUAAUGAAUUCGGCGUUCUUCAUCAAAGCCACAGUCUCCAACAAUGAUCCCGAAAAUAUGGGAUAUUGGUUUACAUCAGAUUCUCGUCUCCUCUUAAAAGAUGAGCCAUUGAGCGUGACACCAUUUUUACUAGCCUUGCUAGAUCCGGUUCUGACAGAGCCAUGGCAUCAUUUAAGUGAAUGGUUUGAAAAUGAGAAUCCCACGCCAUUUGAUACUAAACAUGGGAAGACAUUUUGGGAGUAUGCUGGACAGGAGCCAAGGUUGAAUAACUUCUUCGAUGAAGCAAUGGCUAGUGAUGCAAAGUUGGUGGCUAGUGUGCUUAUUAGUGAUUGUAUACAUUUAUUCGAAGGAACUGCUGCGUCAGAGGUUAUUGCUGAUGCGGUCCCAAACUUGAAAUGCACUGUGCUUGAUCUUCCAGAUGUUGUUGCCGGCUUGGAAGGGACUAAGAACUUGAGCUAUGCUGGGGGAGACAUGUUUGAGUUCCUUCCUCCUGCAGAUGCAAUCUUACUCAAGUGGAUAUUGCAUGACUGGAGUGACGAAGACAGUAUCAAAAUACUGAAGAAAUGCAAAGAAGCAAUUUCAAAGACAAAUAAAGGAGGAAAGGUGAUCAUUGUCGACAUGAUAGUAGACAACUCGAAAGGAGACAACGCAAUUGAAACGCAACUCUGUUUUGAUAUGCUGAUGAUGGCUCUUGUUGCUGGGAGAGAAAGAAAUGAGAAAGAGUGGGCAAAGAUCUUCAAAGAUGCAGGUUUUGUUGCCUACAAGAUAAUCCAUGUAUUGGGAUUGAGGUCUGUUAUUGAGGUUUAUCCUUGA